Molecule: messenger RNA, 792 nt
Organism: Glossina fuscipes
Lineage: Eukaryota; Metazoa; Arthropoda; Insecta; Diptera; Glossinidae
Product: isochorismatase domain-containing protein 1
Exons: 4
Coding region: 161-778 (205 amino acids)
Cellular component (GO): cytoplasm
Source: RefSeq, a predicted model, not a curated record
AAGUGUUUACUAGUUAGUGUUUUACUAUUAUUUGGACUAUUAAUUUUGACAACGGGGGCUCAUUUGUCAAUUUAUACUUUGCAGCUAAUGUUCAAUUAGACUUACUACGAGUGGUGAAGUUUUUGAAACUUUUAACAAAACAUUUUUAUAAAAUUUAAAUAUGGCCUCGUGUUUGCGUCAUUUAAACCCUAAAAAGACUUUAUUCUUGCUAUGUGAUAUACAGGAAAAAUUCCGAUCAGCUAUACCUUUAUUUGCAAAUUUAUUGCAAAACGUCAAUAAACUGACAAAAGCUGGCAAGGAGUUGGAUGUGGCACUUAUUUGCACCCAGCAGUAUCCGGAGAAAUUGGGUAGAAUAUGUGCCGAAAUUGAUAUAAAUCACGCCAAAGCUGUAUAUGAUAAAACUCAGUUUAGCAUGCUAAUACCGGAAUUGGAAAAUAAAUUAAAAGAAUUAUUUUGUGAUAAGCCAGAUGAUGUGGUCCUUUACGGCAUAGAAACCCAUGUUUGUGUCGAACAAACUGCCAUAGAUCUCUUGGAGCGCAAUAUUAACGUUUUCUUGGUGGCCGAUUGUUUAUGCUCUCGUCUAAAUCAGGAUCGUGAUCUAGCGUUGGAACGUUUACGUUCGGCUGGUUGUAUAAUAACUAGCAGUGAAAGUGUUAUAUUUGAUUUAAUGCGUGAUAAAAAUCAUCCCAAGUUUGAUGUUAUACGUAAAUUUGUUAAUCAUCCAUCCGCGGACAUGCAAUUGAGUAAAGUUGAUAAGAAAACGCAAUCCAAAUUAUAAUUAAUUAAUUAAUG